CCUUUAUAACACUGAGCGACAAUAACAACUCAGCCUCGUUCAGCUGUUCAAAAACAGUCUGAUUGGAAAACUCAAAACGACACCUAAAAUGGGCUUCAUCGAUCAGGAAGUUACAGAUGUUCGGGCCAAAUGCGAAAAGCAGGUGCCGCACACCAAGAUCAUCAUCUGCUCAAACUCUCUGAUCCGGGUGGACAUUUAUCCGGAGAGGCCCAAUCGCUCGAUGACGGUGUGCUUGCGAUUCCCGGAAAACUAUCCACAUAACACACAAAUCUUGGUGGAGCUGAAGAGUCGAGUGUAUUCGGACAUGCUACUGACGGAACUGACCCGUCUAAUCGACGACUAUGCUCGGGAUUUCCUAGGCAAGCCACAGGCACUGCUGGUCCUUUCAUUUGCUCAGCAGUAUUUGUCGGAUAACCCACUCUGUGUGUGCCUGGAUGAGAUCAAGCAGCUCAGAACGGACAUUAAGACCCCUGGGUCAGUGGAGAGCCUAUUGAAACUGAAGCAAAGGAAUCGCAGCGUGGAACUGGUGGCCAAAGGAGGACGCUACUCAUACAAAGUCACGGCUGUAGUGCCCGACAGCUACCCAAUGCAGAGUGUGGAUCUUCGCAGCCAGGACUCCAACCUCCCAGCAGUACUUGUGCGCUACCUGAAUGGCCAGUCCCGAGAGAUUGCCCGCCAGUGCGUGGAGCCCCCCAUUCGAAUGAGCAAGGAGGCGCUGGCCAAUUUCCGGCCUGUAAGGAGCCUUCACCGAUCACUCAAAUUUUGUCUUGAGGCUACCCGUGAUUUCCAUGCCGAAUGCUGUCCCAUUUGUAACGGCACUGUGCUGCCAGAGUAUCCAGAGGAUUUGGAACAGGAUGAGAACUCAGACUUUUACAUAGAACGUGUCUACUGUGGCCAUUUGUUCCACCAAGGCUGUCUUAAAAAGUACCUAGCUGAACCGCCGUUUCCCAAGGGUGGCAAGCUGUGCCCUGCCCAGCGUCGGCAUCCCCGGUCCGAUGCUCAGACCUACAUGGGAAAACCCCAAGCAGGAGCAGCAUCAUCAAGCACGGCCGCAGAUAGUGGAGUAUGUGGCAUUAAGCUAGCCCACGAUCGCUGGGUGGUCAGCGUCAAAACGGCAGAGGCCAGGUGGGCGCAAAAGCAAGCCCGUCAGCGAGAGCUUGAGGAGGUAGUCGACUUCCUUCAAUAACAAAGAUUUGCCAUCCAAUUGAACGGUAUUGUGUAUAUUUUAUGUAUUUUGUGAUUUGUAUUCGAAUACGCUUAUAUUACUAGGAAUGAAAUAAAUAAAAUGAAGAUGUA
Messenger RNA from Drosophila bipectinata, 1296 nucleotides. RefSeq lists its product as uncharacterized. The record is from RefSeq and is a predicted model, not a curated record. NCBI's taxonomy places the organism in Eukaryota, Metazoa, Arthropoda, Insecta, Diptera, Drosophilidae. Gene Ontology annotation, molecular function: protein binding.